CCAGGCCAUGCGCCACACCUGGAUCGCGCACAAGGCCCCGAGGGCGCCGGCAGCGGCCCUGGAGGAGGGCCUCGUGGAGCGGCUGCGCGCCUUCCGGCUGCGCAACAAGUUCGUGAAGGCCGCCCUGCACGCCAUCGCGGCCCAGAUGGACGGGAUCCAAAUCCGCGGCCUUCGCGACGUGUUCGUGUCUCUGGACUCGGACGGCGACGGGCUGCUCGCCUACUCCGAGCUGCGGAGGGGCCUGCAGCAGGCGGGUAUCCGCGUGGCGGGGCCCGACCUGGAGGAGAUCGUGGACGGCAUCGACGUCGACGGGAGCGGCGAGAUCAACUACACCGAGUUCCUGGCCGCGACCCUGGGCCACCAGCAGUACGCGCGGGAGGACGUCUGCUGGCGCGCCUUCAACCUGUUCGACCUGGACAGGGAUGGGCAGAUCACCUCCAAGGAGCUGAAGAAUUUCUUGGAGAAGACGAGCACGAUGAGCGCCGCAGAGCUAGUGCGGAAGGCGGACACGAACGGCGACGGCACCAUCGACUUCCCUGAGUUCAUGGCGAUGAUGCAGGA
Messenger RNA from Prorocentrum cordatum, 561 nucleotides. The record is from the annotation of a GenBank genome assembly. Lineage: Eukaryota; Dinophyceae; Prorocentrales; Prorocentraceae.